Mytilinidion resinicola is the source of this 638-nucleotide messenger RNA. RefSeq names its product kinase-like protein. Gene Ontology annotation, biological process: peptidyl-serine phosphorylation; autophagy. Gene Ontology annotation, molecular function: ATP binding; protein serine/threonine kinase activity. Gene Ontology annotation, cellular component: cytoplasm. Bases 55 to 456 code for a protein of 133 amino acids. The record is from RefSeq and is a predicted model, not a curated record. The transcript is spliced from 3 exons. NCBI's taxonomy places the organism in Eukaryota, Fungi, Ascomycota, Dothideomycetes, Mytilinidiales, Mytilinidiaceae.
GCCAAAGUAUCCAAGACGCCCAGUUCCAGGGCCUACAUUCUACGAGAAGUUGAGAUGCUCUGGAAAGCCCGAGCCGGGCCUAAUAUCGUACAAAUUUUGGGCCAUAAACAGAACUUUCCUGGGCAUGGAGAUCAGACCCUCUUCCUCGAAUACUGCUCCCACGGGGAUUUAGUCGACUACAAGAAUUAUGUCCGCCGCAGGGAUGCCAUUCUCCACGUGCCCGAAGAGCUCGUCUGGCACGUUUUCAUACAACUCUCAGAGGCGCUAGACUUCCUCCAUAACGGGCCCCGUGGCGCAGAACGAGACGACUGGAUGCCGAUCACGCAUUGGGACAUCAAACCGACGAACAUCCUCAUAUCAUCCGGGCGUACAGAUAUGUGCCCGCAGAUAAAGCUUGCGGACUUCUCCCGAUCAAGCAUUCCUGAACUCCUGAAAAGCCACACAUCAAUCACCUAGGCGACAUAUGGGCCGUAGGCGCCGUGAUCCAUUGGUUGACUCUUGGAACGCCUCCGAUCGAUCGCAAGGACUAUCAGAACUUGCGGGAUUUUGAACGUCAGUGCGAACGCGUUGGCUACGAUGUAUAUCCGAUUGAUCUCUCGAAAGAUGAAUGGGUCGCAAAGUACAAAGACGGGGAAUCA